Neoarius graeffei (lesser salmon catfish) is the source of this 1056-nucleotide messenger RNA. RefSeq names its product melatonin receptor 1A b (gene mtnr1ab). Gene Ontology annotation, biological process: G protein-coupled receptor signaling pathway. Gene Ontology annotation, cellular component: membrane. The transcript is spliced from 2 exons. Gene Ontology annotation, molecular function: melatonin receptor activity. The record is from RefSeq and is a predicted model, not a curated record. The coding region runs from base 1 to 1056 and encodes 351 amino acids. NCBI's taxonomy places the organism in Eukaryota, Metazoa, Chordata, Actinopteri, Siluriformes, Ariidae.
AUGAGCACAAAUUGCAGCAUAUUAGCGAACAUUUCCUCGCUGCCCCCUCAGGAGCUCCCACUCAGCCGUCCUCCGUGGCUCUCGAGCACCCUGGGGAGUGUGCUCAUCUUCACCAUCGUGGUGGACAUCCUGGGCAACCUGCUGGUUAUCUUCUCCGUCUACAGGAAUAAGAAGCUCAGAAACGCAGGGAAUAUAUUUGUGGUGAGCCUGGCAGUAGCAGACCUAGUAGUGGCAGUUUAUCCCUACCCACUGGUGCUGAUGUCGAUUUUCAACAACGGAUGGAACCUGGGCUUUGUACAUUGCCAAAUCAGUGGCUUUGUGAUGGGAUUAAGCGUCAUUGGGUCCAUAUUUAACAUCACUGGCAUUGCUAUAAACCGAUACUGUUACAUUUGUCAUAGCCUCAAAUAUGACAAGCUCUACAGUGACAAAAACUCCCUGUGCUAUGUCGUCCUAAUCUGGAUCCUGACUAUUGUCGCUAUAGUGCCGAACUUCUUCGUGGGCUCGCUGCAGUACGACCCCCGGGUGUACUCAUGCACGUUUGCACAGUCAGCCAGUUCGGCCUAUACAAUUGCCGUGGUCUUCUUCCACUUCAUCCUUCCCAUAUUGGUCGUCACCUUUUGUUACCUGAGGAUCUGGAUUCUGGUCAUCCAAGUACGAAGGCGAGUCAAGCCUGAGUUCCGAGCCAGGCUUACACCACAUACAGUGAGGAAUUUUGUCACAAUGUUUGUAGUAUUUGUGCUUUUUGCAAUCUGCUGGGCACCGCUCAACUUCAUCGGCCUGGCCGUUGCUGUGAACCCUGAACGGGUGGCGCCUCUGAUCCCGGAGUGGCUCUUUGUCUUCAGUUAUUUCAUGGCCUACUUUAACAGCUGCCUUAAUGCCAUCGUCUAUGGACUGCUCAAUCAGAACUUUAGACAAGAGUACAAAAAAAUCAUCAUCGCAUUUUGCACUGCGAGGAUGUUCUACCCAGACAGCUCUAAUGAUGCUGUAGACAGGAUAAAAAGCAAGCCGUCGGCUUUAAUGUCAAACAACAACCAAGUGAAAGUUGACUCCGUGUAA